Molecule: messenger RNA, 1677 nt
Organism: Zeugodacus cucurbitae (melon fly)
Lineage: Eukaryota; Metazoa; Arthropoda; Insecta; Diptera; Tephritidae
Product: putative serine protease K12H4.7
Exons: 7
Coding region: 63-1568 (501 amino acids)
Biological process (GO): proteolysis
Molecular function (GO): serine-type exopeptidase activity; dipeptidyl-peptidase activity
Source: RefSeq, a predicted model, not a curated record
AUACUGGAUUUUUUCAUUAGUCGUAUCACGACAACUGCGGCCGUCGGACAAGAAUCGAAGAAAUGAGUUGGACACGGGGAUUUACACUUGUGGUUGCGGCAUUUGCCUUGGUCAGUGCCGACACAGCGACUAAGGACGAAACGAUUUUCGAGCGUACCUUUAGACAGUUGCAUCAGGAACCGCCACCACCAGAGCCGGCGUCGCGCAAUCGCGCCAAUACACAGUACUUGGAGAUCGAACAAAAGUUGGAUAAUUUCAAUGAGACCGAAACACGUACAUGGCAAAUGCGCUACAUAUCGAAUGAUGAAUUCUACCAAGAAGGCAGUCCCUUCUUCAUAUUCGUCGGUGGCGAAUGGGAAAUCUCCACAGGUUAUGUCACCGGUGGACAUUUCUAUGAUGUGGCCAAGGAGCAUAACGGUUAUCUAUUCUAUACCGAACACCGUUACUACGGUAAAAGCUGGCCGACAAGCAAUAUGGACAACGAGAACAUCAGAUAUCUAGACGUACGUCAAGCCUUGGCUGAUUUGGCGCAUUUCAUUAAGCAUAUGCGUGCAACCAUACCUGGCGCCACCAAUGCAAAGGUUAUACUCGCCGGUGGCUCAUAUUCCGCAACAAUGGUGACAUGGUUCAAGAAAUUGUAUCCCGAGUUGGCGACUGGUGCUUGGGCUUCGAGUGCGCCACUCUUUGCUAAGGUCAACUUUUACGAAUACAAAGAGGUUACCGGCCAGUCUAUACGCUUAGUCGGUGGCGAAGACUGCUAUAACCGUAUUGAAAAUGGUAUUGCCGAAAUGGAGAGAUUGCUCGCUAACAAGCGUGGUGCCGAAGUCAAAUCAAUGCUGAAACUUUGCGACGCCUUCGAUGAGUACAACGAUUUGGAUUUGUGGACAUUAUUCAGUGAGAUCUCCGACAUCUUUGCGGGAGUUGUGCAGACACAUAACGCUGGCCAAAUUGAAAGAGUCUGCAGUAAAAUCAUGGAAGGUGAAAGCGACAUUAGCGGCGUUGCCAGCUAUUUAUUAACAGAAUUCGGUAGUGCCCCUUGCAACCAACUAACCUACAAAGCCAUUAUAGCCAGCAUGAUGGACUCCACCUUCAGUAAAAACAUAAUGCGUCAGUGGAUUUAUCAAACCUGCAAUGAGUUCGGCUGGUAUCAGACGUCCAGCUCCAGCAAACAACCCUUCGGCACUAAAUUCCCUGUGUACCUCUACCUGCAAAUGUGUGAGGACAUCUAUGGUGAGCGCUUCACCAUCGAAUACGUAAUCGAACAGGUGGCGGCCACCAAUAAACUUUUCGGUGGAUUGCAACCAAAUGUGGAGAACGUAUACUUUACUCACGGUCAACUAGAUCCAUGGCGUUCAAUGGGCCUACAGAAUGAGACCGAGGCAACGGUUGUACCGCUCUAUGCUCACUGCAAAGAUUUUGGCUCGAUCAGCGAGCGGGAUAGCGCCGAAAUGCGUGCGUCAAAAGAAAAAUUCGCACAAUUGGUGCGCGAAUGGAUCGGCAGCAGCGAUAACGGUAGCGAUACCGUGGCCAAUAAAGCGAAGAACUUUCUAAGCAAAUUACGUAAUUAAUUGUAGUAUUGUAAACAUAUUGUUAGUUAAUGGAUUGAUUGAAUGUCGGUAAACGAAUGCGACGCCUGUCAAUAAAAUUAAAAAAAUGCAAUAAAACUUUUAAGAUUUA